Molecule: messenger RNA, 3720 nt
Organism: Manihot esculenta (cassava)
Lineage: Eukaryota; Viridiplantae; Streptophyta; Magnoliopsida; Malpighiales; Euphorbiaceae
Product: transcription factor-like protein DPB
Exons: 10
Coding region: 318-1388 (356 amino acids)
Biological process (GO): regulation of cell cycle; regulation of transcription by RNA polymerase II
Cellular component (GO): nucleus; transcription regulator complex
Molecular function (GO): RNA polymerase II transcription regulatory region sequence-specific DNA binding; DNA-binding transcription factor activity, RNA polymerase II-specific
Source: RefSeq, a predicted model, not a curated record
UAAUUUUCCCACCCAAAAUAACAAAAGGGAAUGAGAGGCAGAGAAAGCAGAAACUGUAGCAAACAGAACUAAACCCUCAAAUUUCCCUCUUUUUCAAGAGCUCAAACAAUAAACAAUAGCACAACUACCUGCUCUAUUGUCUUCCCUCCCCCCACUUUCUCAGAUCACCGCCACCGCCACCGCCACCGCUACCUCCACUGCCAUCGCCACCUCCUUUUCUAUUUCAAUCCGCAACCGCCUGUUUUCCACCACCCGUCUAAAUCCCAUCACUCACCUAUCUCCACUCUACCACACUGAUUUGUCUCUCUUUUCAUCUAAUGGUCACUGGUGGGACCCACCAGGAUGAUGGGGACAAGAACCACCCUCCCGCUACCACCGUUUCUAGAGCCGGCACCACCAGGUCUUGGGGCAACACUACUGUCUCCGGUCAAUCGGUUUCCACUAGCGGCAGCGUCGGUUCUCCUUCCAGCCGGAGCGAGCAUGCCAUGCCUACGCCUGCCAGUGACAGCACUUUUCUUAGGUUGAACCAUCUUGACAUUCACGCUGACGAUGCCGCCACUCAAGAUGCCGCCGCCAACAAGAAGAAGAAAAGAGGUCAAAGAGCAACUGGAGCUGAUAAGAGUGGUAGAGGACUCCGCCAAUUUAGUAUGAAAGUAUGUGAAAAAGUGGAAAGCAAAGGAACAACUACUUACAAUGAGGUUGCAGAUGAACUUGUUGCAGAGUUUGCUGACCCUAGCAACAGUGUUUCAUCUCCAGAUCAGCAGCAACAAUAUGAUGAGAAAAACAUACGGCGAAGGGUAUAUGAUGCCCUGAAUGUACUCAUGGCAUUGGAUAUCAUAUCUAAGGAUAAAAAGGAGAUACAAUGGAAGGGUCUUCCUCGAACUAGCCUGAGUGAUAUUGAAGAAUUAAAGGCUGAACGUCUUGGAUUGAGAAAUAGGAUUGAGAAGAAAACUGCCUAUUUACAAGAACUGGAGGAACAAUACAUAGGUCUUCAGAACCUGAUACAUCGAAAUGAGCAACUAUACAGCUCAGGAAAUGCUCCUAGCGGGGGUGUGUCUUUACCUUUUAUAUUGGUUCAGACGCGCCCUCAUGCAACUGUUGAAGUGGAAAUAUCAGAAGAUAUGCAGCUGGUGCAUUUUGACUUUAAUAGCACCCCUUUUGAGCUGCAUGAUGAUAAUUAUGUUCUCAAAGCAAUGAAAUUUUGUGAGAGACCACAGAGUGAUGAUACGGCGGCCAAUCUAGCUAAUGAUGGAGGUGAAGGUUGUAGCAUGUCCAACAUGAUCCAACAGCAAAUCCUUCCUAACCCAGGAACUAGUACACCAAUUAGGCCGCCCACUUCACCGCCUAUUCCUGGAAUUAUAAAAGCACGUGUUAAGCAUGAGCAUUGAUGAGCAUGUUACCAUGGGCAAUAAUCUCAGCAGUGUCUGUAAAUUGUGUAAAUUAGCUUGCAGGAGGUGGGAGGCCCCCCCAUAUAAUUACCUUUACCUUCCUGAUUUUACCUCUUUAUGAGGAAUCAAGGUAACAAGCAGAUCAGCCCUUUUGCUCAGACUUGCAAGGAAUAUUUAAAUUUGUCAGGUUCUCAGGUUUAGAUCCGUGGUUAGCUGCUGUAAUUGUUUAAUCAUUUAUAUUUUUUGCCAGCCUAUUGUAGUAAAAAAGUGAAGGUAGUCUGUCAGUUCAUUAGGCUAAAGGGGAUUGUCUUAGCUGCACACAGAAUCAUAGAAUUAAGGCAACAAUUUGAUAUUAUUUGUAGUUGCACAUUACAUUUUUGCAAUUGCCAUUUGUCAUCAGUGACAAUGUCAUUUUGUUAUCUGCAAUUCUGGCAGGGAUCUGUGAUAGGUGAGAAAUUGAUUGUUAAUACGUGGGCUGAAAUGCAAAUGGUAUGUUUUUUUGGUCAAAAGAAAGAAAAGGGUUUCUGGUCACCAAUGAGUGACCAUGUGAACUUGAACUUGAUUUAUAUGAUGAAUUGUAGCUGGAGUAUUGUCUUUUUCCCUCCUUCCUUCAGCUAGUAUUGAGUUCCUUGUCUUUCCUCGUAACUUUGGUUUCUAGCUGGUCCAGUGUAUGGCUUAUGAGCUUCCAAGUUGUCCCUGUUUCCCUUUCUUUUUUCUGUGUGGUACACUCUACUAUGCACCGAAAAUAGCCAGCAUUUUUUUUUUGCGCUUUGCCCACCACGUGGGUCUCCCUUGUGAGAGGCGCACAGAUUUUUGCGUUCUCUCUCUCUCUGUAUAUCGCUUUCCUAUUUGUUUUGCCCACAGAAAUAAGGCGAACGCAUUUCCCCACCCCACGUAUCAUAAUAAUGACAAUCAUAAUGGUUCACAUGAUCAGUAAUAGAAGCUCUAUUUUUAUUUGUUUCUAGAUCACAGCCUUACAGGUAAUUUAGUACUUAUACAAUGUCAGGAAAAUUUUAAAUCAUGAAUGCCGUCUAUAUAAUAAUAUUAAUUGUUCAAACACUAAUCAGAAUCAUUUUUUUUAUUUAAGAAAAAAACUCUCAAAUAAUAUCAAAGGCAUCGAUAUUUUGGGAGAGAAGGAAAAGGAGACGUGGUCGGGGUUGGGGUUGUGGUUGUGGUUGGUUCCAGUGGUGAGAUAAUGAAUUCAGGUGAUGAGGUGAUGGGGAAUGCUUAGGUGUCAGUGUUUGAUUUGGUUUGGACAUGAAUUUCCACGUGAUGUAUCACGUGGAUCAUGAUCUCCUUCUUCUAAAUGUUCCAUAUCUUUCUGCCCUUUCCAAUAAUAGAAGCAAAAGAUGACACCGCAUAAAAUGAGAAAUCUACCGUCUUUUUCCUGAGGUUCUUGCUUUAGAUUAAGAUCUUAUAUAAAUAGAAAUACACAGCCAAGACGGGGUUUCAUUUAUCUGCAUUUGCACCUGCACUCUUCUCUAUAACUAAAGCUUAAUGUUAAGUUGGGAUAGAGAAAGGUGCAGAUGCUAGUGCUGACAAGUGCCAUCUUGGUUUCAACCAUACAAGGUCAUUGUUCGAAGAGGCUCUCUCAUACUUGCAUCCUAUGGUAUACCUGUUCGUCAUCACUAAUAUUGAAGGUACCUACUCAUCAUUUAUUUGUUAACUCUUCUGUUUAACUCAAUAUAAUGCAGACUCCAUCAUAUUAGGAUAAACAAAUACUGCCAUUACAGAGGUGGUCAGUUCCCUUGUUAAGGGAAAAGAAAAAAAGGAGAGAGAAAAGGGAAAAUCGAAAAGCGAAAGAGAGAAGCGAGAGCCGAAGCAGUGAGGGCUGAGCUCUGUGGCCUCACUUCCUUUCGUGCAGUGUUGCCCUUAUAGUGAAUCAAGCUCUUUUGUUGUUUGGGUUGCAGGUUGCUGCUUAAUAACUUUUCCUGUUGGGAGUUUUUGCUCAAUUGUCAUUCUGUGGCUGGUCUGCUAUACUCUCUGGUUUUGCAUAUUUGAUUGAUUGUACUUUUGCCAUCUAAGUCUGGAUUUUGCGUGUCUUUGUUUUGUUUGAGAAAUCAGUUUCUGGCCAUGUUCUUCACUGGCUGGGGCUAAGGGCGGGUGCUGGUGGCGGUGGGUUGGUGGUUGCAUUUCUGGGGGUACCUUUUUUGAGGUUGGACUGUGUUUUGAUCAGGGCUGAUAGUUAUGAGUUGGAUCUUUUGUAGGGUCUGUGGAUUGGGCUGAGAUGAUGGGCUUGUUUGCCCUUUUUAUCUUUUGUCCUGCUAUGCGUCUUGUGAUAUGCUAUGCGUGGAGCAUUGAUUAAAAAAACAAAAAAAAUUUCUAGGAUAAA